AGAAACGAAACAGGAGGAAGAGACACGGGAGGAAACCGGGAAGGGCGAUCUUUUUGUUCCCAAAUUACUUGAUCCAGAAACCCUAAUUUCUGAAACGAAGAUCAGAUCCGGGGAAAAUUGGUAAUCGGAAUCAAUGGUGGGUGCAUCGAGCUCAUGGUCUCGCGCACUGGUUCAGAUCUCACCCUACACCUUCUCCGCCAUCGGUAUCGCCAUCGCCAUCGGCGUUUCCGUCUUGGGUGCCGCUUGGGGAAUUUAUAUAACUGGAAGUAGUUUAAUUGGUGCUGCCAUCAAAGCUCCUCGGAUUACUUCAAAAAAUCUGAUCAGUGUCAUCUUCUGUGAGGCUGUUGCUAUAUAUGGAGUUAUUGUGGCAAUCAUUCUUCAAACAAAGCUAGAGAGUGUGCCUGCAUCCAAUAUUUAUGCACCAGAGUCCCUUAGAGCCGGAUAUGCAAUCUUUGCCUCUGGAAUUAUUGUGGGUUUUGCCAACCUUGUCUGUGGGUUGUGCGUAGGAAUAAUUGGAAGCAGUUGUGCUUUAUCUGAUGCUCAAAACUCAUCACUUUUUGUUAAGAUCCUUGUGAUUGAGAUCUUUGGCAGUGCACUUGGAUUGUUUGGGGUGAUUGUGGGAAUAAUCAUGUCCGCUCAAGCAACAUGGCCGGCCAGUACGGCAUGAUCAUGUAUUGUAUUUUCAGCUGUAGAUCAUGGGUGCUUAUAUUGUAAUUGCGGAGGUUGAACUUGAACCAUGUUUUUGUUCCGAACCCAUAUGCAUAAUUUUUUUUUUCCAGUAAUUUAAUGAAUUUGGAUUUGAUUGUGUUCUGGUUGAUCCAA
Vitis riparia (riverbank grape) is the source of this 822-nucleotide messenger RNA. Its product is annotated as V-type proton ATPase subunit c''1. The coding region runs from base 134 to 667 and encodes 177 amino acids. The transcript has 4 exons. Gene Ontology annotation, biological process: proton transmembrane transport. Lineage: Eukaryota; Viridiplantae; Streptophyta; Magnoliopsida; Vitales; Vitaceae. The record is from RefSeq and is a predicted model, not a curated record. Gene Ontology annotation, molecular function: proton-transporting ATPase activity, rotational mechanism. Gene Ontology annotation, cellular component: proton-transporting V-type ATPase, V0 domain.